AUGUCUAUACCGAUUCAACUCCCCGAAACAUUCGCGCAAAUUCCACGCUACGCGAUCCUCUACCCAACGCCUUCCCCAAUCCACCCCUUACCCUCAAUCACCCCCCGACUCUCCCCGCACCCCCUCAUCACCAUCCACGCCAAACGCGAAGACCACUCCUCCCCGCUAGCCUGCGCAGGCAACAAGUACCGCAAACUAGAAUAUAUAGUCCCCGACAUUCUCUCCCAAACACCCCUCCACCACGCCCACGAAAACAACCCAUCCAACCCCCAACCCCUCCGCACCCCCCGCAACAACCCUCUCGCCGCACUCGCACGAAAACUCGGUCUCAAUGCUGUAGUCCUUCUACACCGCGGCACGGGCGGCGGUCUCGCCGCGUCAUCAGAUGCAACUGCCUUCCAGCACAGCGGGAAUGUACAGAUCAACCGGCUGCUCGGGGCUGAAGUACGCGUCUGCGAGGCAGGGGAUCCGCUAGCGCUGGAUGCGACGCCCCUGCUCGACGAAUUGAGAAAAGCGGGAAAGAACCCUUAUUGGAUCCCCGGUGGGGCGAGCUUGCAUCCUCUCGGUGGACUGGGGUAUGCGCGGGCUGCGUUUGAGAUUGUUGCACAGGAAGCGGAGAUGGGACUUGCUGGGUCCGGCAGGUUCGAUUAUGUGUUUGUUGCUUGUGGGAGUGGGAGUACGGUUGGUGGGUUGGUAGCUGGGUUUAAGCUGCUGGAGAAAUUGGAGGGAGAUAGAGGGUCUAGGAAGGUUAUUGGGAUUCUUAAUUCGCCUACUAAGCCGCGGGCGUAUCAUGAGAAGAGGGUGCUUGCUUUUGCGAGGAGGGCGGGGGAGUUGAUUGGGUUGGAUGUGGGCGAGAUUGGGGUUGAGGAUGUAAGGCUUGACGAUCGGUUUGUUGGGAGUGCGUAUGGCGUUGUUGAUGAGGAGAGUAGAGAGGCAAUUGUGGAUAUGGUGCGGAUGGAAGGUAUGGUGCUGGAUCCUGUUUAUACGGCUAAGGUUGCGAGAGGUAUGAUGCAUUGGGUGAAUGAGGGUGAAGUUGUGGACUCUGCUCGGCCAUCGGAUGUGGUUAAUGUGUUAUUCAUUCAUACGGGUGGACAAGCUGCCUUGGGAGCUUAUGCCGAUGUCAUAUAG
Penicillium bovifimosum is the source of this 1128-nucleotide messenger RNA. RefSeq names its product 1-aminocyclopropane-1-carboxylate deaminase/D-cysteine desulfhydrase. Gene Ontology annotation, molecular function: D-cysteine desulfhydrase activity. The transcript is spliced from 2 exons. The record is from RefSeq and is a predicted model, not a curated record. The coding region runs from base 1 to 1128 and encodes 375 amino acids. NCBI's taxonomy places the organism in Eukaryota, Fungi, Ascomycota, Eurotiomycetes, Eurotiales, Aspergillaceae.